CAUAGUUACUGUGUCAGACACAACACGUCGUGUAUUUCUCUAAGAAUUGUUCCGUCAUUUUGUUAUAUUUGUCUAUUUUGUCGGUAAUUUUAUGUGAUUAUUCAUAAAAAAUGGCGAAGUUGGUCGAUAUAUACAAUAGCGAAAAAGAACCUGUGAUCAAAAGGAGACAAUUGCCGUUAAUUAUUUAUGAAAAUCUUACCAUGAUUAUGGAUUUGAAUACAGUUGGUUUAAUCUGUGACAAUUCACAAGUGAAAGGGCGAGAAUACGAGGAGUUUUUGCGCAAAUACAGAAUCCUCACGACAGAUGAACUCAAAGCGGCCCUUAGAGUUGAUGCUUCCGAUAUAUUCAACGUUUUAAAUCAAAGCAUUCCUUGUGUUGGCUGUCGAAGAAGUGUGGAACGUCUCUUUUACCAAUUAUGUAAGUCAGGACAUCCUACUUUGGAUCCCUUAGUUCUUAUGCCAGAUGAAAUAAUGACUAUAAGAGAAGAUAAAAUUAUACAUCCACAAUCUUUAGCUACAUUAUUAAAUGGUCACAGCACGGGCAUCGAGUGCCUAAUAGAGAAUCAACCGCGAUGGAAGAAGUCUCAGCGGUGCACGCUGCACUCGCUGGAGGCGGGCACGGCGCGCGGCUGGGUGUCGUGCGGCGGCGCGGGUGGCGCGGGUGGCGCGGGCGGCGCGGGCGGCGCGUGCUGGGGCUGGGCGGCGUGGGGCUGGGCCGGCCGCGCCGCCUGGCGCGCCGCCUGGGACGCCAUGCGUGCCUCCGCGCGCGACCACGUCACGCUCGUACACUUCAACACGCUCCACGACACCCUCACCAACUAUCUCCGCAAACACCGUUUCUGUACCGACUGUAAAACUAAGGUGUUAAGAGCAUAUCAUUUAUUAGUAGAUGAAAAAGAACCACAAAAAGAGAAAGGUUAUGUUGGUGCACUGUAUAGUGGUAUCAAAAGGUGUCUGUUGGAAAAACAUUUGCAUCUCCAAGCCAAAACCAGUUACAUAGAACGCCUUAUAGAAAAAGCUGAGCCUGAGCUGCUUGGAAACCAUCGGGAAAGACAUGCAAAAACACUAGAAAUUGCACAAGAAGAAGUAUUGAUAUGCCUCGGAAUUUGCAUUUAUGAGCGACUCCAACGGAUUUCGCUACGACUGCGUGAAGAGGAAGGCACCUGUCAGACACUGGCGGCGGUUGCGGUCGAAGCUCUAUAUCGAAAGUUUGAGACUGCUGUUGAACACAAAAGUGGAGUAUCGAAAUUACAAUUGCUUUAUGAAGAAAUAACCCAGGAAGAAUUAACUAGGCAACAAAGGAAAGAACAGAAGAAACUCAAGCGACGUAAGAAGAAGGAGAGGCAAGCUGUCGAGAGUAAAUGUAAGGAAGCAGAUUCUGAGGAGCCAGAAGAAAAGUGCCAAUGUGAAGAAUGUUUGUUAGAAGAAAGAGACACACCAACCGAUCUAGUUUCUCCACGCGAUUACACUCAAUGUUUUGAAGCCAGUGGUGAUGCUUGUCAAACUUGUCAAGAUGAUUCAACAAAAAGACAGUCACCGAAAAAAACUGGCAAGAAACGCACAAAAAAUGGUAAUCUAUCUCCUAACGAGCACUCGCAAGACUGUGGUUAUUCUUCUGGAAACAAUGGUGGUUGCUGUGAGACUAUAUCAGGUUCAUCUUCCCUAAUGAGCACUCCCGAGGGUUCAGAAGUGGCAUGUUCCGAUGGAUGCUGUAACCAUGAAAGAGGAGACUGUUUAGAUAUUGCCAAAAAUGACAAGAAUACAUGUACUGGUUUUACACUUUCUCUACAAGAAAUGUUAAUGGACACAUGUUCAUCGGAUGAAGAACAAGAUACUAGUUAUAUUCCUAUAGAAGACGUAUUGGAAUUUAAAUCACGUAGAAAUAUAACAGAGAAAAGACAGGAACUAAGACAGAACUUAAGACAAAAGUUCGCGCAGUUGUGUGUGAGUACUCCACUGCUGACUGCACAGCCCCAAGACAAGCAGGCUGCUUGAGUCCAGCCAUCCCACCAGCCGGUCAUCCUACCCUCACAUGCAGCUGCUGUUGUCAAACAUUCUGUCAUUUUACUACAAAAUGGCACAAAUAUAUCUGCUUCAUGGUCUAUAUGUAGAUGUACAAUGUCUUGUAAUAUGUGUGUCAAUAUUCACAAAUUCUAAAAUAGUAAGUCUCCUAAUCUUCUGAUAGGUAAAAAGACUGUUAUUAUAGUAGUUAUUAUGCUAAUAUAGACAAGAGGGGAUUAAUGGAUGCCCCGUAACUUCAGACAUUAGAAUAAUUAUUUGCUUAUAUCCAUUCAUAGAUACAAUAAAAAUUUAAAAUCAGUAAAACUAAAAUCAUGAAAAAUUUUAUCACAAAGUAUUUAAUUUUUCUCAUCUGUGGCAUGAUUCUAGUAAAAAAUUAUUAAACUAAAUUUAGUAGUAACAAACCAAAGUUGAGAAAUCCCAAACUUCAUAUUGAGUUGGUACUUGUCUAUUCAAUAUGAAAACGAUUUGAUAACAUUUUAGAUGUUCAAGGAUAUCUCAUGAAAACAAAUGUUUUUAACAACCGAGUUGCUGUGAUAUUGUUUUUGUUAUGCGAAUCGUGCCAUUGAUCAAUAAGUCAAUGAUAUCACUGGUUUUAUGUAUGUAAAAAUAUCAAAACAGUAACAUUUUAUCCAGUACACACACACCCAAUUCAUAUUACUUUUCUAAUAUAAAAGAAUUUCUUCUAAAAUAAAAGAAUUUACACAUGAAAUCUACAUUUUUUACAUUCCACAUUGAUGACCAGAAAUUGACAUAAUUAGUUUUGAUGAAUGUUCGAGAUAUUUUUAAUUGGCGUUGCUUAUAAUAUUAAACAUAAUAUAAAACCAUUGAGGCUGAUUUAUAAAACUACCAAGUAUAUACUAAGUAUUUAAUGAUCAUUGACGAAAGUGAUAAUAUAUGUACCUUCGUUACAAUUAUGAUUUGAAUAAGAUGAAAAAAUGUUCGAUAUUGAUAUUUAUGAGUCUGAAUUAUUACAAGAGAUUGUAUUGACUUGCAUAUGGAUUACAAACUUGAUCGGUGAAGUCAAUGGGAGUUUCAUAUAUAUUUUAUUAAACGAUAUUAUUUCUUCACUUAUUGGUAUUAUUAAAUUUUUUUCUUUAAAUCAUGUUAAUGACCCGAUACAUAAAACUUUAUAUCAAGUGUAAGUUUGAGUUGUAUCCACAAUUUUAAAAAUAAAAAUCGACUGGACAAACCCAGCAUUUAAAAAUAUAUUUACUCUUAAAUUGUUAGAGAGCUUAGUAAUGAAAUAUGUAAAGUAGCAUUUUUUGAUCAAAUUAUUUUAUUUUCAACGCUUUAUGUGACUCAAUAUUAUAUGGUACAUGAUGAAUUAAUUAUUGCUCGUUACAAAAAGCUUCAAAAUGCAUGAGGUUUGAAGUUACCUUGGCUAUUUUGCCAUUGUUAUUGAAGUCAAAAAACCUUUGUAACUCAGUUUUAAAAUAUACUAUUAUAAUACAGCGA
This is a messenger RNA of Galleria mellonella (greater wax moth), 3476 nucleotides long. Its product is annotated as gametogenetin-binding protein 2-like. The transcript has 8 exons. Gene Ontology annotation, cellular component: cytoplasm; nucleus. The coding region runs from base 111 to 1994 and encodes 627 amino acids. NCBI's taxonomy places the organism in Eukaryota, Metazoa, Arthropoda, Insecta, Lepidoptera, Pyralidae. The record is from RefSeq and is a predicted model, not a curated record.